ACUGCAAAAAGUAGAAGAGGAAAUUUUUUGUUAAUUGAAGGAAAAUGACAAUAGAAGGAGAAACUGCAGUUAUCAAACAAGCAAGCAUUGGAAAUAUUGGUGAUGUCAAUAUGAAUGGCAAUGGCAAUAGCAAUAGCAAUGAAAAUAUCAAGAAAAAUAGAAUUCAGGUGUCCAAUACCAAAAAACCACUAUUCUUCUAUGUCAAUCUUGCCAAGAGGUACCUACAACAACAUCAAGAGAUAGAGCUAUCAGCUUUGGGCAUGGCCAUCACUACAGUUGUGACGAUAGCUGAGAUUCUAAAAAAUAAUGGAUUUGUUAAUGAGAAGAGUAUCGUGACUUCAACGGUCGGAACAAAGGAUGUAGCCAAGGGUCGUACGGUUCAGAAAGCUAGGAUCGAAAUUGUGCUGGAGAAGUCCGAGAAAUUCGAUAGCCUAAUGAGUGCAUCACAAAAUGCAAAUGGAAAAGUUGAAAACAAGCAGUGAGAUUGAGGAGAUGGAGCCCUACUUUUGUAAUCUAUUAAUAUAUUUUUUGAUAUUUUUUUAUUGUAUAUCUCAAAUCAGAUUAUUUUUAACUAAUUCAUAUUUUAGUAGUUGUCAUUAUAUACGUUUGUAAGUGAAGUCAAACAAAGCUGGGGCCAUGUAAUAUUUACAUCUCAUAUUGUAUAAAUCAACUUAGUUCAGUUCAAA
This is a messenger RNA of Salvia hispanica, 686 nucleotides long. RefSeq lists its product as uncharacterized. The record is from RefSeq and is a predicted model, not a curated record. Gene Ontology annotation, molecular function: RNA binding. Gene Ontology annotation, cellular component: nucleus. Lineage: Eukaryota; Viridiplantae; Streptophyta; Magnoliopsida; Lamiales; Lamiaceae.